UGCCGCCCAUUUUCCUCUCUGCCCAUUCCUCCUCGCGUCCACUCCUCUCCAUUUCACUUCCCUUCUUCCUCAUUUCUUCCUCCCAUCCUCUUCACCGCCAGCCCCUUCCUCCUUUGCUCUUCAUUUUCUUUGCUGCCGCAACCCCCACCAGAAUUCCACCAACGUCAGCCCCACACUUCCUCACCGCCACAGCAUCCCCCGAAGUCCAACGCCACCAUUCCAGCGGCUUCAGCUCCAUCGUUCCUCCACGCCAGCCAACAACACUGCCUCCAACUCCAGCAACCAUGACUGACCAGCAACACCGUCCUCACGCACCCCCUUGCUCCCAACACCGUCACAGCCGAGCCAAUCAGCCCUCAACCACAGAAUCAAAUCUCAGCUUGGGCUGAGAGUUGUGCGCCAUUUUCAGCCCCAGUCACCAUAGUUGCUGGAUCUCACCGCCUUCACGCCGCCGUCCCGUGAACCCGCCACCGCCCUAAUCCGCGACUCGUCUGGAACGUCGCAAUUCUAUUGACCAUCGAGGGAUGUUCGUGCGCUCGAGGUUCGGGGCGUGACACUCUCUCUUUAACUGCUUCACUUUCUCGCUGCGCUACAGAAGGGGAGUACACGAGUAGGCAAAUACCGAGAAUCGCAAUCUAGUUCGUUCAAGGAAGAGAGGAAAGCAGAAGAUCAGGAUGUGGAGGCUCAAGAUAGCAGCGGCAGAAGACGGUGCCUCCUUGUACAGCACCAAUAACUUUGCAGGGAGGCAGAUUUGGACUUUUGAUCCUGAGGCUGGCACCAUGGAGGAGUGCGCCGAGGUGGAGGCCGCUCGCCAACAUUUCUACCACCACCGCCACCACGUCAAGCCUUCCCACGACCUCCUCUGGCGCAUGCAGUUCCUGAGGGAGAAGCAAUUCAAGCAGACCAUCCCGCCGGUGAGGGUGGAGGACGGUGAGGAGAUCUCCGAGGACAAGGUGUCUACGGCACUGAGGCGGGCCGUCCACUUCUUCUCUGCCCUGCAGGCCAGCGAUGGCCAUUGGCCUGCUGAGAAUGCCGGCCCUCUCUUCUUCCUCCCUCCCCUGGUCAUGUGCGUCUACAUCACUGGCCACCUCAACGCUGUCUUCACGGUUGAGCACCGCAAAGAGAUUCUCCGCUACAUCUACAACCACCAGAAUGAAGAUGGUGGGUGGGGCUUGCACAUUGAAGGUCACAGCACCAUGUUCUGCACCGUCCUGAGCUACAUAUGCAUGCGCAUUCUUGGGGAAGGGCCCGACGGUGGCAGGGAGGAUGCUUGUACUCGGGCCAGGAAGUGGAUUCAUGACCAUGGAGGGGUUACCUACAUACCCUCCUGGGGCAAGACUUGGCUCUCGAUUCUUGGUGUUUUUGAUUGGUCUGGAAGCAAGCCAAUGCCCCCUGAGUUCUGGAUGUUGCCUUCAUUCCUCCCCAUGCAUCCAGCUAAAAUAUGGUGCUACUGUCGGUUGGUUUACAUGCCCAUGUCAUACCUGUACGGGAAAAAAUUUGUUGGCCCAAUCACUCCUCUUGUUCAACAGUUGAGAGAAGAACUUCAUACUCAACCCUACAAUAUGAUUUGCUGGAGAAAAGUCCGCCAUCUUUGUGCCAAGGAGGAUCUCUACUAUCCCCAUUUUUUAGUGAAGGAUCUGAUGUGGGACAGUCUUUACAUAUUCACUGAGCCUUUUCUCAACUGUUGGCCGUUUAAAAAACUUAGAGAAAAGGCUCUUCAGGUGACGAUGAAGCACAUUCACUAUGAAGAUGAGAACAGUCGAUACAUCACAAUUGGAGCUGUAGAAAAGGUGUUAUGCAUACUUGCUUGCUGGGUAGAAGACCCGGAUGGUGACUCCUUCAAGAAGCAUCUUGCUAGGAUACCGGAUUACCUUUGGGUAGCAGAAGAUGGAAUGAAGAUGCAGAGUUUUGGUAGCCAAGAGUGGGAUACGGGCUUCGCCAUCCAAGCUUUGCUUGCCAGUAAUAUGACUGAGGAGAUAGCACCAGUAUUAGCUAGAGGACACGACUUCAUUAAAAAAUCUCAGGUCAAGGACAACCCUUCAGGUAACUUCAAAAGCAUGCACCGUCAUAUUUCUAAAGGAUCUUGGACAUUUUCGGACCAAGAUCAUGGCUGGCAAGUCUCUGAUUGCACUGCAGAAAGUCUGAAGUGUUGCUUGCUUUUCUCAAUGAUGCCACCUGAUAUUGUUGGUGAGAAAAUGGAGCCAGAGAAAUUGUACGAUGCUGUUAAUGUCUUACUUUCUCUACAAAGUAAAAAUGGCGGAUUGGCAGCAUGGGAACCUGCAGGAGCCCAGGAAUGGCUAGAACUCCUAAAUCCAACAGAGUUCCUUGAGGAUAUUGUCAUCGAGCAUGAAUAUGUUGAAUGCACAUCCUCAGCUAUCCAUGCUUUAGCUUUGUUCCGGAGGUUCUAUCCCAGGCACAGGGAAGAGGAGAUUGAGGAUUUUAUAUCAAAUGCUGUACAGUAUCUCGAGAAUGCACAAAAUCCAGAUGGCUCAUGGUAUGGGGACUGGGGUGUCUGCUUUACAUACGGCUCAUGGUUUGCCCUUGGUGGACUAGCAGCUUCUGGCAAGACAUAUGACAAUUGUGCAGCUAUGCGCAAAGGAGUCGCUUUUCUUCUAAGAGCACAGUUGCAGGAUGGCGGGUGGGGAGAGAGCUAUCUUUCUUGCCUGAAGAAGGAAUACAUACCUCUCGAAGGAAACAGAUCAAAUCUGGUGCAAACUGCUUGGGCUGUGAUGGGUCUGAUUCACGCGGGGCAGGCAGAGAGGGAUCCGACUCCGCUGCACCGGGCCGCCAAGUUGCUCAUCAAUUCACAAACGGAAGAUGGGGAUUAUCCCCAACAGGAAAUCACUGGGGCUUUCAAGAAGAACUGCAUGUUGCACUAUGCCGCUUACAGGAACAUACACCCAUUGUGGGCUCUGGCAGAGUAUCGUAGGCGGGUUCCUUUACCGUCAGCAGCCCUUUGAAGAAGCAAGGCAUACACCAUCACAGCUUCCAUAUUGAGAAAACGCAAGUUUCAUAAUCAUGACAGAUAGACCCAAAGAACUUGCGGUCCAAGAACUGAGGAUCCAAGCUAUGAUGGCGGUGUUAUCCAUACUUCAUUAUAAUAUAAUCUAAACUGUUAUUGAGAUGUAAUCAACUACAAGUUUUUACACGUUCUACCUACACCUUUCGGGGCGUCUAGGAGCAUUUAUAUAUUUUCCCCCUUAAAUUGUUUUCUUUGAAAAA
Molecule: messenger RNA, 3222 nt
Organism: Eucalyptus grandis
Lineage: Eukaryota; Viridiplantae; Streptophyta; Magnoliopsida; Myrtales; Myrtaceae
Product: beta-amyrin synthase
Exons: 18
Coding region: 675-2960 (761 amino acids)
Biological process (GO): triterpenoid biosynthetic process
Cellular component (GO): lipid droplet
Molecular function (GO): beta-amyrin synthase activity
Source: RefSeq, a predicted model, not a curated record